GAAUCAACUGAAAUGACAUUCGUCAACCGGUACACAAUUUCGGAAAGUUACUGGCUUGUGGAUGUUUAUGUGGUGGUGUGUAAUACCUAUUGUCCUGCUUUCGAAUGCACCUGAUUACUGUGCAUCAGUUGUUUUGGUUGCAAAUGAUACUAACUUCGACUUACUAAUAUCUCAAUAUGAUGUAGCAUUACUGAAAUUCUCAGCAGAAUGGUGUUAUUAUAGCCAAAUUUUAGCACCAAUCUAUGAACAUGCCUCGGAGAAGGUUACUGAAUUGACGAAAAGUCGUAAAGUUGCUUUUAUCUCAAUAGACUGUGAAAGUAAUCAAAAUCUAUGCGCCAAACAGUAUAUCCGUAAAUAUCCUACAAUUAAAAUAACAAAAUAUGGUAAAAUACUAAAAAGUGAAUAUCGUGAUGAAAGAAGUGUGGAGGCAUUUGUUAAAUUUAUUGAAGCUAACCUAAAGUUUCCGGUUGAAAUUAUCAAUGGUCAUCGGGCUAACCCGGAAAAAUUUUUGGAUAGUUGGGUAAAUAAAAAUGUUGAGACGAAAUGUAUAUUGGCUUUGGUUGAUCAGUUAAAUACUUCUCAUAUGGAUUUAUUUAAAAAAGUCGCUGCUAUUGAACAAAAUUCAUGUAAAUUUUACAUAAAUUAUAAUUUGACAAUGAAUGACGAACGACUUGCAACGUAUGAUACUAUGACUUCUAAAGUUAAAUCUUUAACCAUUUUAAAAAAUGCCGAUCUUACUGCAAUACAUAAUUGGGUAAAGAAUCAAUGCAAUAGUUUGGUACGUGAAAUUACAUUUAGUAAUGCAGAAGAAAUUACUGAAGAACGUUUACCAUUAAUGUUAUUAUUUUAUAAUCCAGAAAAUAAAACAAUAGUUAAUCGUUUUAUGGAAUUUGUCAAUGCACAUUUAAGUCAUCAUCAAUCUACAAUCAAUUUUGUAACAGCGAACGGAAUCACUUUUUCACAUCCAUUAGCUCAUCUAGGCAAAUCUAAAGAAGAUCUACCGUUUAUCUGUCUAGAUUCAUUUGCACAUAUGUAUGUAUAUCCUGGGUCACUAGAGAUGGCAUUAAGGUUAGUUGAAUGCUCUGUUCUUUUGUGUUGUUUAGUUGUAUCUAUUCUAACCUAUGUUCAAUCCUGUCAAACCUUAGGUUUAAUAAUUAACUAGAAUUGUAAACACUAUGUUGAAGAAUGGAAAUUUGUCAGUUGAUUAUUCUCCGUUUAGUUUGAUGUUAUCGAAGAUGUGUUGUUAACCAUUUUGUGGAUGUUUUCAAGUUAAUCUGUCUUGUAAAUGACAAAUAUUUCAUCUACGUAAUUAUGACCUUAAAACGUUUCAUAACCAUUAUAUCUUCGGAAUACUUAACUGACAUAGUACCUAGUAACUGAGGAUCUGACGAUUCAAUUAAGAAUACAAAGAUGAUCAAAAUGGAUCUAUUUGACCUCAAAAGUAAAUCGAAACUAAAUCCGACUACACUAUUUUAUAUUCACAGUCAGAUUUGUAUAAAUUACCCUGAGUUGUUUUUAUGAUCAAUUUUUAUCAAAACUUAAUGUGUGAACACGUAUUUACAAUAUCAUACAACUAAGCAUCCAUAGAGAAAGGGUAUUACUAACUGAAUAAGUUAUACAAUCACUCCUUUUUCUAGAUGUAAUCAAAUAUUGCAGACAAUCGAGAGAAACCAAUUUUAUGUAUUGUUUAUACUCCAAUCGAUUUGAUCAUUAGUUACUAUAUCAUUAACUCUGUGUGAUUAGUUCUGAUAAAGAGUAUCUCAUUAGAGUCGUUUUAGUGUGUUUGUUAAUCUACCCAUUAAAUUGAAAAUGUGUUGAAAGGCAUAGAUGGAUAAGCUCUUUUGAACAUACCCGAUGCAUUAAGUAUGUUCGGAGAGUUGUUCUUCAUUGAUGAGCAGCUAUGAUGUGUUAACUUAGGCGAAUUUUUUUCUUGUAAAAGGAAAUUUGUCAUUCUCGGAAUAUACCAUAAAUUCGUUGCUGUUUAGUUGUAUGUUUUUGAUCUUGUCUAAGAUCGAACACAAAAUGACUAUAAAAACAACAUAACAUUUGAUCACUCAUAUCAAUCCAUACAGACAAAUACGGGCAUGAAUUCUAUUUGGAAAUUGUCAGUUCUAGAUCGAUAAUUUCUGGAAGAAUAAUAUUCAGACAAACCUGCAAUUAAUAGUAUAUCUGUAUAGACGCUUUUUACCAACCUAUGCAGAAAGUGCUAAUCAAUCUAUGUUACUCAGUCAGACUGUCAUUUUAAUGUUUGUAAAUAAUUCUAGUUCACUUCGAAAAUUUCGAAAAAUAAUCUCAUUUAGAUUAGGUGCAGACUAUCUGAUUAAGGUUCGCCCGAUUAUCAUAACCAAUGGUUGGAGACUAUAGGUGAAUCAGCUAGAAAACGUUCGCAACAGCUCAGGUGGAUACAGUCUUUUCCAAAUGAUCCAGAGUUUCUGAGAUACUUUAUAAUUCUUUUUUUUUCUUUCCACUUAUCCACAUUUCCUUCCCGAAUCGAUGUUUAAUCUUUUCUAUUAUCAUUAACAUUGUUACUACUUUUAAUGCUCUGAGUUAUGGAUAUGAGAUACUGUAAUAAUUUCACCUUAAUGUACCAACAAGGUUUGGCACAUUGAACUGAUACACAUGUUUGGCAGGUUCUAUGUUGCGUUUGACUAACUGAUGUUGCUACAAUAUACUAUGACCAUGCAUAUAUAUGUGUGUCCUUCUUCCCUUAUUUUUUCCAUUCAUAUUUCUCUUGUUUGCUUUUUAUCGGUUUGUUGGGUUUUUUUCUAGUGAUCCAAAACUAUUGGAUCAGUUUGUUGAAGAUCUAAAAUCUGGUAAACUACACAUGGAAUAUCAUUAUGGACCAGGCGGUGGAACAACGACUACAUCUCCAAUAACCGAGGAUGACGAAUCAGUCAAAACUACACCACAUGUUUCUGUAUUCCAACAUUUAAGCCCAUCAAGAAUGCGAUAUACAAUUAUACAUGAUGAAUUCUAACAAAAUAUAAACAUGUAGGUAUAUACAUAUAGUCUGACAUCCUGUAAUUUUGUUCAUAUAACACAUCUCCUUUUUUUUGAAUACAUUCAACUUAUAGAAAUGGAAGAAAAGGGACAUGAUUGAUGUUUUGUGCUCUGUUCUCACUAUUUUUUUUCGCUUUCUCUCUCUACGUUAUUUUAUGUAGGAUGAAUUCUAUAUUUUCUUUAAUGACAAAGAUUUGUAUACGUGUAAUGUUAUUGCAUGUGUACAUGGUGUAAUGUGUAACAUGGAUGAUAUCAUCAUCUCCCCAUCCUCAUUCUCUUAUUAAGUACCAUUACUUUAAAUUAAACAGUGAUUGUUCUGUUUUCCUUUUUUUUUUCUUUUUUCUAUUGUUGUACAUUUUCCUUCUACACGAAUGUGAAUAUGUUAAAGGCGAAAGAGGGAGAACGUUCGUCUAUCAGUUGUUUAUCUCUGUUCUAUUUGAAUCUACUUUAUUUUCUUUCUUUUUCUGAAUAUCUUUUUUUUUUUAAUACUUUCAAACUGUGUGUUACUUUGUGUAGUGAAGUAUUUUGUUCAUUGAUAUGACAUAAUUCACUAUGCAUUGUACUCUAUUACUAAAGAAAUUUUGUAAUUAUAUCAUUUCUUUUCUAAUUAUUAUUAUUGUUAUUGUCUUUCAUAGUUACUUAUUUCUUAUUACUACUAAUAUUAUAAUGGUUAUCGGUGACUAUGUGUGUGUGUGUGUAUGUUAUAGAUUGAAGUAAUUCACUUCUAUAGGUGUAUUAUGUUGUAGUGUGAUAACUUUAUAAUCACGUGAUUGUGUGUGCGCACACAUACACACACACACACACAACUGCUAUAGAGUGAUUAAAUGAUAGCGAAAGAGAUCAUGAAAAGUAACAGAGUGUAUAAAUUAUAUAAUUUAAUAAAUGAUAAACGACUAAGAUGAUAUAGUUUGUUUUUUUCUUCCAAUAGUUUUCUUUUCGUUUUUUUUUGUUCUCUCAAAAAUUCUACUUUUAUAAUCGUUUUCAUGGUGAAUUAGAGAUACUGUAUUUCCUUUUUUUUUUGUUAACCGGAUAAUGGAUCUUUUUUUUUUGUAAUUGUAAUGUUUGAAGUUAUAUUAUGUUUACCGUGCACAGUAACAUAAAUAAAGAAUUUCUAAUGUGUGGAAAUG
Schistosoma rodhaini is the source of this 4127-nucleotide messenger RNA. NCBI's taxonomy places the organism in Eukaryota, Metazoa, Platyhelminthes, Trematoda, Strigeidida, Schistosomatidae. The record is from the annotation of a GenBank genome assembly.